AUGCAUGUUUGUCAUUACUCUUCAAGUGUCACUAAAAAUUCAGAUCUACAAUUUCUAUUUACAAAAACAAAAUUGGAAAAGAUUGACUCAACAAACAUCACAAUCAAACAAACAAAAAAGAUGGAGAAUCCGCCAGACCUCAUUGUUGUGGUCGCACCAGAUGAACAAAAUCAAGAUAAAAAGAAAUUACUUGUGGAAACUAUCAACGAGAAAAAAGAUAAACAACAAAAUGAAUUAAUAACAAAACUUCAAUUGGAUAAACAUAUGCUUGAAUGUCAACUUCAACAAUUACGAGCCCAAAUAGCUGCACGUAAUAAUACUGAAUUUGCUGAACAGUCACGUUUAUUACAACAACGAUUUCAAGAUGAAAUACAAUCUGUUGUUCAACAUCACGCUGAAUUAGUUCAGGGUACUACUACGAACUUAUCUGCUUACGUAACAAAUAUUUUACAAAAAAGUAUUGAAGAUAUUGAAAGUUUAAGAUUAUUGCAUCAAAAAGAAUUAGGUGCACAUUCAAAAAUGAUCAAUGAUUGUAUUCAACAUCAAUCCUGUGAAAUGAAUGAACUUUGUCAUCAUUUAAUUAAUCAACAACGUCAAAGGCCUUUAAAUUUAUUCAAUACAUAUAUUGAUAAUUUUCGAACUGCACUCAGCAAUUUAAAAACAAGUUUUGAUUCAAAAAUGAAUUAUCUAAGUGAUAUUCAUGUAUCAACAAUCGACAAAUUAAAUGCGAAACAUGAAACUGAGAUAGAGGAAAUUAAAUGCGAAUUAUAUUUGAUGUCUAAUCGAUAA
Messenger RNA from Rotaria socialis, 789 nucleotides. The record is from the annotation of a GenBank genome assembly. Lineage: Eukaryota; Metazoa; Rotifera; Eurotatoria; Philodinida; Philodinidae.